UAUUUUGUCAGGAAUACUCAUCACUUCUUCUGCAAAGGCCAAUGGUACAUUUCUACAUCAGCUAAGGAUAUCAAGUGUUUAUGAAAGGGAUGAAGGAAAUUGGAGUAUAAUGGCUUCCAACGGGGUGACAGUGGUGAACAAGGGUAUCAUCAUACGAGUGCUACCAAAACUGGUGCUGCUGAUGAUACCACAAUAUGAUCUCUCAAUUGAAACCAAAGAAAAUUUCACCCUUCAAUGUGUUGUGGUGAACCCUGGAUCCCUGAUUAAUUUGACAAGUGGAAGUCUUAUCUGGGUAAAAGAUGGGAAGCCUUUAUUGACAGGUUCUAUAUUCACCAUUAAUACAACACAAACUUCGACAAUUUUAAAUAAAGCCUCAGCAGAGAUCAGUGAUUCUGGAAAUUAUUUUUGUUUACAUUCCACCUACCCUGACCCAUUAAAUGUUUCCAUUCACGUAAACAUCACAGGACCAGAAUCUGUGGAGAUACUAUUCUUCAGAAUUAGUGAUUCAAUAUCACGAGAGGGGAAAUCAGUUUGGCUUGAAACAGAGAUAUAUGACAUAAGCGACCUUAGUGUCCAGUGGUUUCACAAUGGGAACUUGAUAACCAACUCUUCAUUGAGAUAUAAAAUAACAUCAUAUUCAACCGGAAAUGGUACAUUACGCAAUGUGCUCAACAUACCAAAUGUUCUACAACAGGAUGAUGGGUUCUAA
Saccostrea cuccullata (small rock oyster) is the source of this 709-nucleotide messenger RNA. Its product is annotated as hemicentin-1-like. The record is from RefSeq and is a predicted model, not a curated record. The coding region runs from base 110 to 709 and encodes 199 amino acids. Lineage: Eukaryota; Metazoa; Mollusca; Bivalvia; Ostreida; Ostreidae. The transcript has 5 exons.